Molecule: messenger RNA, 720 nt
Organism: Penicillium pulvis
Lineage: Eukaryota; Fungi; Ascomycota; Eurotiomycetes; Eurotiales; Aspergillaceae
Product: haloacid dehalogenase
Exons: 1
Coding region: 1-720 (239 amino acids)
Source: RefSeq, a predicted model, not a curated record
AUGGCUUCCGAGAGAAUCCCUAUCAAAGCAGUGUUCUUCGACUUUAUGGGCACAUGUCUCGACUGGCACACCAGCGCAUGUGCAUCAAUGCCUCCCACAAUUUCCAAAGACGACGCAUCCAAGCUAGCCCUGGAAUGGCGGAGACAAUAUUUUAUCGAGAAUACUGAGCGCUUUCUACAAGGCCUUGAGCCCGAAGAUAUUGAUAUCACUCUUUCCCGAGUCCUUGAUCGAGUACUAGAGCAGACCCCAAAACUCAAGCCUUACAUCGAGACUCAUGAUAAGCGACAUAUGAUCGCGGCCUGGCAUUGUCAGUCCGCCUGGCCGGAAGUCCCAGAGGCUAUUAGGAGCAUCCGGGAAGAUCUGGAUCUCGAGGUCUUUGUCCAUGCAAAUGGUACAACUCGUCUGCAGCUUGAUCUUACCCAUUCUUCUGAACUGAGCUUCAACAUGCUGUUUUCGAGUCAGUUGCUAGGGGUCUACAAACCCAGCCCGGAGGCGUACAAGAAAGCGUUGCAAUUUGUCAAGCUCCAGCCAGAGGAGGUCGUGUUAGUCGCAGCCCAUGCAUAUGAUCUCCGAGGAGCACAGAGCGUUGGAAUUAAGACAAUAUAUGUCCACCGGUGGACUGAUGAUAUUGAUGAGAACAUGGACGAGGUGAAGGGGGAGUUUGACGUUUUCUUAGAGGAUAUGAAAGGGCUUCCGAGUACCAUUUCGGGAAUGAUGUAA